ACGAACAAGUGCUGCCUCAGGCACCGUAGGCUGAUGGGGAAGGUUGAACCAGGCCGCAAGGGCCCGCGCAAGCCUUCAAUCGACUCGUCGGUGACACUUCGUGAGAGUCAAUAUGUCACGGUCAAAACAAAGAGCAAACGCUCGAUCAUGCGAGGGCAAAUGUUCAACAUACUGCGCCGACUUGCCGCAAUUGCAGCAGCUAUCCAGUAUGUUAUUGUCUCCAUGUCAGCCACUUCGUGGGCUUUACACGUUCUGAGUGGAGCACACAAUCCUACUGAGACUUUACGGGUGUUCCCGUCAUCACUUAUUCAAGGUUACAUGGGUGAAGGACUUGUCCGCGACAGUCCUUUAGUCCAAAAUAUUUUAGGUGGCGACACAACUCCUCGAGACUCCGCACUGUUCCUUGAGUCGGAAACGAAGACCUCGACCGAAAACUGCUCCACAGUGCCUCUUUUUAACUCCGCAAUCUACAAUUUCGAGUUCUUGAGCGAAAGAUUCCAGGGAAUGAUAGACGACUCGAAGUAUAACACCUCCGAACUUGACAAUCUGGAACUCGUACUGAUCGUAGUCGACUGUACGUUCCGGCAAAUUCUCACGGGUGACCCGUCCGCGGUGCGAGUGUUCAACUUGGUUCGUUCGCAAUCUGACCCCAACGACUUGUACGUGGUCACAAUGUCGCUGAAUGUACAGGAGUAUGAGGUGCGCGGGUUAAGGAAGAAAGGCCCAGCGACGGUGGGUAUACUCACCAAGGUGCAAGACAUGCAGGCUCAAACAGUGGAAACGUUCUAUAUGGUAGCACGGUCGUAUCCGUAUCUGCGCGUGCCGACCUUCGAGAUGUAUGAGCGGGUGGGAGUAACGAGUGAUAGUUAUCGGGAGCUACUCAGUAUUCCACGCGAUCCGUAUACUCAGCCUGUGCUGCAUUUGGUCACGGCACGAAAACGUGGUUUUUACAAUGGUGACACGCAGCGCAAUGUUCGCGUAAUGUAUUCAUCCUUGGAUGGGCUGAACGCAAAGACAGCACUGACACGCUGGGAGUGGAUUGGUCGGGCUGGAACUCAAGAUUCAUGGGCCUGGGUGCAUUGCAUUCAUUUCUUCUUUGGCUUGCAGACAAUCUAUUCCUUGAUUGUGCUCUUCCUCGUGACGUAUCAGAAGAUUCGGUCGGGCAAAGUUUGGAUUGGGGAUCCCUUCUCAACGAUAUCGACAGCCGACCUGGUGCUGCGGGGUAUUCUAGUGCUGGUCUCCUGCUUUCUUGACAACUUUUGGUCGGUCAACGAGUACGCAAUGUCUAGAGCCUCGAUGCUUACGGGAUCCCAAACGGUUCUGGUUCAUAAAGAGAUCAUGCAUGCUGACAUCCUGGUGAUCGUACUCAGUAUGGCGGGGUUUCUAAGCGCUAUCUUUCGCGAACGGCUUGACCCCUCAAUUGCCAUUUUUCUCUUUGAGUUUAUUCACAGGUACCAAUUGCCUUUGAUACGCACUGCGCCAGUCGUUGUGGAGAAGAUUUCGACCUACUCGAACUUGCAAUGGGGACGUGGUCUAGCGCAGGUCACUCCCGCGAUUGCAGACAUGUCUCCCAUGUCGUUAUGGUCAUCGUUCCAGUUUCCAGCGAAAGAUCCAGUUUUUAUCAUUGUAUCCUUCUUUCCAACGACUUAUUUGAUGGUCGCAAUGUCGACUCUUGCAAUUCUUCGGAAGAUCUAUCGAUGGCGCUAUCCGGAUAAAGUCCAUGUUCGAUCGAGCCAAAGUACGGAUACGUCUGGGAGCGAGAAGGCCGCGAUGUCGACAAGAGGAAUUGUUACCAACUUUGAGCUUUCAACUGGUGCGAUGCUUCGGACACGGUUCGGACUCAUUUCAGACUACAACAACUAUGUUUACUUUAAAGGGAUGAAGUUUGCAUCUCCUGAUGGGGUCUACUGCUCGGGCUACGUGAUCGUCAAUGGCAAAUUUCUAGUGAGUACGGAGAAUCUGCUGGCAAUUGUGAUGAUCAAGUUGGUUCACGCACGUCUUACGAAUGUGUACGUGUACGAAGUAGACGGGAAUACUGUCAAGGAGACAGCUAGACUGGUGUAUCCGAACACGUUCAUGUGGUCAGAUUUAUGGCGUCUAAACGUCACAGUCUUACUCUAG
Molecule: messenger RNA, 2121 nt
Organism: Phytophthora infestans T30-4
Lineage: Eukaryota; Oomycota; Peronosporomycetes; Peronosporales; Peronosporaceae
Exons: 1
Coding region: 34-2121 (695 amino acids)
Source: RefSeq, a predicted model, not a curated record